This is a messenger RNA of Eucalyptus grandis, 1642 nucleotides long. RefSeq lists its product as uncharacterized. The record is from RefSeq and is a predicted model, not a curated record. Lineage: Eukaryota; Viridiplantae; Streptophyta; Magnoliopsida; Myrtales; Myrtaceae. Gene Ontology annotation, molecular function: acyltransferase activity, transferring groups other than amino-acyl groups. The transcript is spliced from 9 exons. The coding region runs from base 182 to 1066 and encodes 294 amino acids.
UUUAUAUCCACCACCACAUCUCUCGAGAACUUAAAAUUUCCCCCUUUGCUUCCAAUGUCCAGCACAAACCAGUGUGUGUCUCCAAAUCUUUUGACACUUGCUUCUCCAAUCUGGAGAUAGAAGACUUGUCUUUCGUUGCCAACAGCAAUAGCACCACCAUCCAGCCAGUUUAGAAGUUCUCAUGUCAACCAUGUCCGUUCACAGAGCAAGAUUCUUCAGAGCCCCUGAAUCUGGUUUGAGACAUCAAACACCCAGACAUGUCCAGAGUCUAGCUGUUUCAAGGGCUAUGAAAAUGGAUUCUCAGUCUUCCCAUAUGGGAAAAGUGGAAGAACUCUCAGUGCAGAACAUGGCAGCAUUACCAGCCCCUCAAAUUGAUACGACAAAGUCUCCGUCGAACCUCCAGUUCGAUAGGAUGCAGCAAUUGGAUCGGGAGUUGUCUCAAGAGAACGUACAAGAGUUCGGACAAUUUGUGGGGCGAGAGGCCUUGCUCGAUGAAGAAUACUGGACAGCAGCAUGGCUACGGGCAGAGAGUCAUUGGGAAGACCGAGCGAACGACCGAUAUGCCGAUAAUUACAAAAGGAAAUUCGCCGAGCAGGAAUUCAAUGCCAUAAAGAGGCGAUGUAGAGCACAAAAUGGGCAGAAAUGCAUGUGCAUUGUCGCGGUCAAGAAGGAACCCAGUAAUGUCAAGCAGACGAUCCUGAAAAGCAUAGUUGGAACGCUCGACUUGAGCAUCCAGUACUUGCUACAUGGAGAGACUUUUCCUGGGGAAAGGGUGAGGGCUCCUCUGUUCUGUCGCAUCAAUGAAGCGGGACCGGCCAGAUACGGCUACAUUGGAAACCUGUGCGUGGCCAAAUCAGCUCGUCGCCGGGGCAUUGCAAGCAGCAUGAUCAGUUAUGCGCUCGAAUCAGCAAAAAGAACUGCAGGAGUGGGGCAAGUUUACGUGCACGUGCAUAGAGAUAACGGGCCUGCGCAAGAACUGUAUAAAAAGAUGGAAUUCAAGAUGGUUGAGCAGGCAUCUGCACAAUUGGUUAAAGAGCGGACUUACUUGCUCUGUCUGGAAAUUUGAACAGUGCUCCGGCAGAAAUACUUGGUUCUUUUCUGUCCCGAACCCGGAAAGAGAGGUUGUGGCCAAGUGCCAUGAAGCGAAAAUUAUUGCCUUGCUUAGAUUUGUCUCACUCAUAUGCUAGUUAUUAGUCAUAAAUCUACCCCAGAAAAAGAGAAUAGAAAGACAGGAGCCGGCGCCUAAUCAAAUUCAUUUGCGGCAACAAGCCAGUUCGUCCUCAAGAAUCAGGAGCAUCGCCCAUGGUAUGGGCACAACCUAAUUUCGGUUGAAAAUGCUGAAUUAAAGGGAAAAGGACACUUGGCUAGAAGCAAAGUCGAGCUCAUCUGAGGUCAUUUGAGUCCAUUCAGUCUUAAUAAGAUUUGAACUCAUUGAAUUUGAGCAGAGAACUUGCUCUGAAGCACACCGCACUGUGCUUAGGUGUCCUGUUCUAUCAAAGACUUAGGGAAUUCCAACAAAUAUUUGUUUGAUUCAAUUCAACAUGACAAAUUUCAAACAGGUGCAACAGUACUUGUCACCGGAGUGAGUUAUUUUUGUAUGGGAAAGGCCACUUCAUUGAAUUCAAGAAGACAUCGUGAUGAA